AUUGCGACGUCGCGUUGACUUGACAUUGACAGAUUGACACAACCAGCCUGUGGAGUGCGGAAUGGGAUAUAUAUAUGCAGUUUUAUUCAUAAGAAGAUUUAUGUCUACUUCGAAUUGACGCGCGUUAAUAUAUAAUUCAAUCACAGAGAUUAUGUUUUAAAUUUAAAAUGUUGUUAUAUCAUAGUAAGCUUAUAGUUCUUUCAUUAAUAUGUCAAGUUAUCACAGUGUAUUCUGCAGACCAUUUACUUGAAGGUAUUUAUUGCGGAAAAAGAAAUUGUUAUGAAGUUCUAGGAGUCAGCAGGGAAGCAACGAAAAAUGAAAUCGGCAGGAGUUACAGACAGUUGGCCAAGAAAUUCCACCCGGACAUGCAUCGCUUGCCCGAGGCAAAGAAGGAAGCGGAAGAGAAAUUCAAAGAAAUAGCUACGGCGUACGAAAUUUUACGAGAUGACGAAGAAAGGUCCGACUACGAUUACAUGUUGGACAACCCGCAGGAGUACUACGCGCAUUACUACCGGUACUACCGGCGCCGCAUGGCCCCCAAAGUCGACGUGAGGAUCGUCAUCGCCGUCACCAUCUCCGUCAUCUCGGUCAUUCAGUACUACAGCGCCUGGUCCAAAUACGACACUGCCAUUAAAUAUUUCAUGACCGUGCCAAAAUACAGGAACAGAGCUCUAGAAAUAGCUAAGGCGGAAUCCAAGGAAGCACAAGGCAAAGGAAAGGCUAACAGGAAGAGCAAAGCGGAACAGAAGAUGGAGCAGGACAGGGUCAUAAGAAGAGUUAUAGAGGAGAACCUGGACAUUAGAGGUGCUUAUGCAAAACCCCAAAUUAUAGAUAUUUUAUGGAUUCAGCUCAUACUCCUGCCUUACACAAUCACUUACUAUGCAUAUUGGUAUCUGAGAUGGUUCUGGAAAUUCACAAUAAUGAAGCAGCCUUAUGGAGAGGAAGAGAAACUGUAUAUAAUACGUAAGUACAUGAAGCUAGGUCAACACCAGUUCAAUGCUCUCGAGGAUAAGGAGCGGCGGCAGUUCCUGGACGAGGAGCUCUGGAUCAAAGAUAACUUUUUGGUUUGGAAAGAGCUCAAAGAUGAAGAAGAGAAAAAAGCUCUCGCUGAAAAUAAUAAAUACAAACAAUACAGACGGUACGUAAAGCAGCAUGGGGUGGGCCGGAUGACCUUUGACGACUCCUGAUCUGAGUCUUCAUGGACCAUAUGUGAUAAGCUAAAGUUCAUGAGGGAUUCACUACCUUUUAUAUAUUGCAUUUAUUUAUUUAUGCACCAAAUAAAACCAAGAGAGUACACAAAUUGUUACUUUUAUUUAAUUUAUAAUUUCUAUUCACCUCAACAUGUACUACAAUGAUUCUGUUACAAGGUACAUUGAUCACAAAUGGCCACCAGUGGAGGGCAAGUGGCGGGGAGCAGUGCCCGCAGCUUGUCCUCUGCAUGAACAGUUAAAUUUGUCACAUUCUCCCUCUGGGAUGUUUGGUGGGACAUGGUAACCAUAGUUGAACUUCAUUCAUUUAAAAAGUAGCACCUUUGAUUUUAGUUUUAUUAUAAUUAUUAAAUUAGGGAAAUGGACAAAUUUAAGUUAUUCAGCAGUAUGCAUACAGUUAAAUAAUUUGAGAUCACCGAGACAUAAUGUUGUGUUCCUGCAAUAUUCAAAUAUAUUACCAAUUAUAUAAUACGAUCAAAUACAAUACAUACAA
Messenger RNA from Papilio machaon (common yellow swallowtail), 1701 nucleotides. RefSeq names its product dnaJ homolog subfamily C member 25 homolog (gene DnaJ-8). The record is from RefSeq and is a predicted model, not a curated record. The transcript has a single exon. Gene Ontology annotation, biological process: protein folding. Bases 168 to 1187 code for a protein of 339 amino acids. Lineage: Eukaryota; Metazoa; Arthropoda; Insecta; Lepidoptera; Papilionidae. Gene Ontology annotation, cellular component: endoplasmic reticulum membrane.